Messenger RNA from Caenorhabditis angaria, 669 nucleotides. Lineage: Eukaryota; Metazoa; Nematoda; Chromadorea; Rhabditida; Rhabditidae. The record is from the annotation of a GenBank genome assembly.
AUGAUUGUGAAGGUGUUGAUGUUGUUGGUGUGUCUUCAAUUCGCCAACGUCGACUCGUGUAAUGUUCGACCUAGAAAAACAUGCGAAGCGGGAUGGACGAAAUUCGAUCGAGUAAUAGUUGAGUGGUGUUUCAUGUAUUAUAUUUAUCCAAAUAUGAACAAAACAACGGCUGAAAACAUUUGUGCUGGUUUAGGAGCUGAAAUAUCAUCCAUCGAUAACAUGGAAAUGAAGAAUUUGUUCAGCACGGUGAUGAGUAGUUAUUUAGAGAGUGUUGCUUGGGUUGGCAUAGCUUUAAAACCUGAAUGCAAUUGUGGAGCUGACAGUUGCUUGUACGUUCCUGGAUGUGGCUCUGGAGGAUACUAUUGGACCGAUAAAUAUACGUAUCCAAAUGACUUGCUUGAUUAUGUGAGUGGAGUCAAUGAAACUUCUACCGGCUCGAAUGUAGUACCAUUUGAUUCAGGAUUGCUUAUAUCUGGUGGUGAGUAGAAAACAAAAAAAUUCUAAAUAGAACCAUGACUACAUCAAAAAUAUUUUGUUUGUGUUUCUGAUACAACUUUCAAUUUGAAAUGAUUUGGUCGAUUUAGUAUAAUUAUAUGUUUAGAAUUUCAUGCGGUUUGGAGUACCGAUGCUAUAGAAGGUGGUGUAUUCUGUGGAAAAGAGGCGACUUAA